AUACAAUACACUACAAUUCACAAAGCUUCUUACCAACAAUAUUAAGCUUCAAAGGCAGCUGUAAAUGUGUUUCGGAAAAUACAGAAAGAUCCGCCAAAACACCCUCACGACAAAAGUCACAAUCGAUAGGGUUCGAGCUUUCACCUGGCAAACACUGUCCCGUCCCCUAGUAAGAGGACACGGUCACAACGCAUUUUCAUUGGAAGAAACAACAACACAUACAAUUGGUCAAAAGGUGUUAGACAUGUCUGUCACGAAGGACGAAAGUGCAACGCUACAAACGGAGGCUCUGGGGACGAGAAUGACCUUUUCCCGCCAACAAUGUCCCAGAAGCCUUUGCAGGUUGUCUUAUGGAAUGGAAGCACGCUGACCGGUAUUAAUCACUUGAGCAUUGAGAUGCCCAUGUGGAUGGUGCGUUGAGCUCUCCAUGUGUAAAAAAAAUAAUUUACGAGCACAGAACAACCAAGUAAUUUGAUGGCUGUGAUUUGCAGAGAAUUGAUUGUCUGAUCAAACUUGAAAGGCGAGGAAAUGGCGAUGUUACAGCACUCUCUCUGCCUGCGAAGGUUUUGGUUAACGUCUCCACUGCAUUUUCGGCAUAGAUGUCAAUUGUCAAGUUAUCUCUCUUGCACUGGAUAUGAUCAUAAAUCAAGGUGUUAUUCUCGCCAUGUCAAUCCAUCAUCAAAUGUUGUAAGCUUUGUUAACACAGCUCACAUGCCAUCAAGAUUUGGAGUGUUAGAUCUACAAUUCAACACAAGUCAUGUUACACAAAGAUUCAAGUUUGUGCAUAACUGUUUGUAUGGAAGAUGUGGUGUUUCACACAGGGCACAACCAUGUUCAAAACUUACUGGGAAUCCUUUGUGUUUUCCUUUAAUGAAAACUACAUCGAGCAGGACAUUGUUUUAUAAAAAUGUCAUAGCUUUUGAACCUUUGAAAACGUACCCAUGGAUUCACCAUAGAAGGACAAUUUUUACCAGCAGUAUAAGUUGUGACCCAGCAGCUAGUAAAUUAGGAAAGAAUCCAAAACUGUGGGAAGAAGAGGAGAAAAAAUCCAAGGUUGAAGAAGCUGUUGAAGCCAUGAAAGAGAAGAAAGAAAAACUGAAAGAAAAAGCAUUUCAAAUGGAAUGCAGUCCUGAAGAGAUAGAACCAAUGGUUGCUGUGUCUCCAAAACUAAGGAAGACUAUAUGGCAAAGAGUUAAACAUGAAGUCGUGCAUUAUUACAAUGGAUUUAAGCUGCUUUAUUUGGAGAUAAAAAUUGCUGCUAGGAUGUUGUGGCAAAUUAUGAAUGGAAGAGUACUGUCAAGACGUGAAAGACGGCAGUUUCUUCGCACAGUCUCAGAUAUAUUCCGUUUGGUUCCAUUUCUGGUGUUUUUACUUAUUCCAUUUAUGGAGUUUAUGCUGCCAGUGGUCAUAAAACUUUUUCCAAACAUGCUGCCAAGUACAUUUGAGGAUAAAUCAAAGAAGGAAGAAAACAAAAAGAAGCAGUUGAAAGUGAAAAUUCAGAUGGCCAAGUUUUUGCAGGACACAGUUGAAGAAAUGGCAGUUACAGCCAAACAGAAGAAAACACAAGAGGUCGUUGCUGAGUUUGCAAACUUCUUUGAAAAGAUUCGGAGCAAAGGAGAUCAACCUAGUAAUGAAGACAUCCUAAGAUUUUCUAAACUGUUUGAGGAUCAAAUCACUUUGGACAACAUGAGCCGUGCUCAACUCAAAGCAAUCAAUAGACUACUGAUGCUGCCAACCAUUGGAACAAACAAUUACUUGCGAUUUCAGCUACGGAUGAAAUUGCGUCAGCUUAGGGCUGAUGACUUGUUAAUUCAAAGAGAAGGUGUUGAUAGCCUGACAGUGCAAGAAUUACAGUCUGCUUGCCAGGCUCGUGGUAUGAGAGCUAUUGGUGUUCCUGCAGCCAGAUUAAGGUCACAGCUUAACCAGUGGUUGGAACUGCACCUGGAUGAGCAAAUCCCUGCAUCUCUGUUGCUAAUGUCCAGAGCACUGUACCUUCCAGAAAAUGUCAGUAAGGUUGAUCAACUCAAGGAAACAUUAUCCCAACUACCAGAGACCUUGGUGGAAGAGGCUGAAAUAAAAAUCUGUGAAGUUUCUGGAGAAGAAGUGGACAACAAAGUUCGUUUAGAUGUUCUGAAGAAAGAAGAGCAAAUGAUUGCUGAGGAAAAUGAAGAACUUCUUCAAGAGGAAGAGGAAAAAAAGAGAAAGAUUGAAAGCAUUGCUGCUGAGAUUUUGCAGGACAAAGCUCCAGAAGUCCAACCAACUGCUGAGGAGGAUAUUUCUCAGGAAGACUGGUUAUCAAUUAAAGCAAGCCUCGCUCAGGCUAAUGAACGAGAGGAACUGGAGAGAAUCAAGGAAGACAGAGUGGAAUAUCAAGAGGAACUUCGCGAACUGGCAUCUGAGGAUGAAAAACAUGUGCUUAAAGAAUCACUUGGUUCAUCUCGACUCGGUAGAAAAGUGGAUUUGAUGAUAAAUAAGAUUGAAGAUCGUUUGAGGCUGUUAGAGACUGAAAUAGAUGAACAGCCAUCAGAACACCAGCUUGAUGCCGACGGUGAUGGUAAGAUCAGUUUGCAGGAGAUGAUAUCUGCUGUGCGCAGAUUAAAAGACGCUCCGAGUGAAGCUAAAUGCCAAAAAAUCGCCGAAAUGCUAGAUCAGGAUCACGAUGGCGCGCUCGACCUAGGUGACGUGGGAAUGAUCGUUGAGCUUUUGUCAAUGGAAGAUGUAGAUAUUACUCCUGAACAAAUCAAAGACAUCGUCGACCUACUGGAGAAAGAAAGCAAGCUGCGAAAUACCAGCACAGAGCAAUCAAACAGUGUUGCAGAGAGAAGCGAGUAAUAUAAAGGAGAUAUCUCAACUCGCCAUACACUUAUCUUCAUUGAUUUUUAUUUUAGUGUUUUUUUUCUUCGUUAACAGCAUUAAUAGUGAAAACUUAGGCUAGUUCACACUACGCCGGAGAAAUUUGAAAAGCUUUAUUUCUACGGUUAGGCCUACCGUCCACACUCAAUAAUC
This is a messenger RNA of Orbicella faveolata, 3006 nucleotides long. RefSeq names its product mitochondrial proton/calcium exchanger protein-like. The record is from RefSeq and is a predicted model, not a curated record. Gene Ontology annotation, biological process: intracellular monoatomic cation homeostasis. Lineage: Eukaryota; Metazoa; Cnidaria; Anthozoa; Scleractinia; Merulinidae. Gene Ontology annotation, cellular component: mitochondrial inner membrane. Gene Ontology annotation, molecular function: ribosome binding; calcium ion binding.